Cinclus cinclus is the source of this 4490-nucleotide messenger RNA. RefSeq names its product helicase for meiosis 1 (gene HFM1). The transcript has 40 exons. Gene Ontology annotation, molecular function: nucleic acid binding; ATP binding. The record is from RefSeq and is a predicted model, not a curated record. The coding region runs from base 123 to 4490 and encodes 1455 amino acids. Lineage: Eukaryota; Metazoa; Chordata; Aves; Passeriformes; Cinclidae.
AAGAAAAUUAAUUCUCUUGAGGAGGAAUCAGACACACAGUUGACCAAACCUGUUAACAACUUUAAGGUGUUGGACCCAUACUCCAAUUAUCCAGACUAAGGGACUUCACAUUUGGUCUGAAAAUGUUCAACUCUGCAGACAUGGUCUUUUCACUGGAUAAUUUAUUUUAUGAAAAACCAGAUAUGAGACAAAGGCGUCUGGAAAAUGAAGAACGUAAGACUUGGUUCAUUGCACCUGCUCCAGCUAUUGCUGAAAUUCCACCUGCAGAGGAGUUACAGAGGGAACUGGAAAAAAACUCAGCCAACACUCAUAUGGUUUUUUUAGUAGGGAGAAAGCACGAGAAGUUUAUACAGCAAUGUAAGAGUAAGACAGAGGAAGCAGAAGAUAAAUCAUCAGCACCUGUUCAUUUUGGCAUAGCCCCUGAAAAAGAAGUCCUACAGUUAAGUCUAGGAGAAAGAGAUAAAAUUAGUUUUCAUAGUGAAAAUCUGAAAACAGUUUCAUCUUUCCUCUCCUUUGAUGAAAAUAAAUCUAAAAGAGUAAUAGAUUUUUCUCAGCAACUGCAAAAUAAAGCAUUAAGUGAAAACAGUGAUGAUGAGAGUGUCCAUUCAACAUUAAGAAAAAGCUUAUUUAAGAAGUCUGGCAAUAUGCAUAAAAAUACAGAAUUUAAAUCUGGUUCUGUUGAUGUGAAAGAAAUUGGUACUUACUUGAAUACAAGUGAAAACAUGAAAGAAAUUACAAAAGAAGGUUUUCUGAGAAAUAAUCACCAUGCUACAAUAACUAAAGACUCAGAUUUUACUUUGCAUAGGGUAAAUAAUGAGGAGAUUGUGUCUGAAAAUGGAAUUAAAAUUCAAUCAUUUUCUAAUGCUUCAGAGAUUCUGGAUAUGACAGGAACUACAGGAAGAAAAUUGGAAAUUUUGAGGGCUGUUACAGAAAUACCAACCCAAUUUAGAAGUAUUUUUAAGGAGUUCCCAUAUUUUAACUAUGCACAGUCAAAAGCUUUGGACGAUCUUUUAUAUACAGAUAGGAACUUUGUGGUUUGUGCUCCAACUGGCUCUGGAAAGACUGUAAUGUUCGAAUUAGCUAUUACCAGAUUACUCAUGGAAGCCCCACUGCCUUGGUUAAAUAUUAAAGUUGUUUACAUGGCUCCAAUAAAAGCUCUGUGCAGUCAGCGUUUUGAUGAUUGGAAAGAAAAAUUUGGACCUAUAGGACUCACCUGCAAGGAACUGACAGGAGAUACACUGAUGGAUGAUUUAUUUGAAAUACAUCAUGCUGACAUUAUUAUCACUACACCUGAAAAGUGGGAUAGCAUGACUAGAAGGUGGAGAGACAACUCUAUAGUCCAGCUUGUGCGACUGUUUCUCAUUGAUGAGGUACACGUUAUAAAGGAUGAAAGCCGUGGUGCAACUUUGGAAGUUGUAGUCAGUCGGAUGAAAACUAUUCAGUCUUCUCUUUGGCGUCUCUUAGAGAAGCAGGAUACUGUUCCUCCCUUGAGAUUUGUAGCUGUUUCUGCAACAAUCCCAAAUACUCAAGAUAUUGCGGAAUGGCUUUCAGAUAGUAAGAUGCCUGCUGUAUGUCUGAAAAUAGAUGAGGAUCAACGACCGGUGAAGCUACGCAAAAUUGUUCUUGGAUUUCCUUGCAGUGACAAUCAGACAGAAUUCAAAUUUGACUUAACUCUUAACUACAAGAUAGCUAGUAUUAUACAAACAUACUCGGAGCAAAAACCGGCACUUGUGUUUUGUGCCACAAGGAAAGGAGUACAGCAGGCUGCUUCUGUUCUUGCAAAAGAUGCUAAAUUUCUACUGAGUAUAGAACAGAAACAAAGAUUACAGGGGUUUGCAAAUUCACUGAAAGACUCCAAACUGAGAGAACUUUUAACAUAUGGUGUGGCUUAUCAUCAUGCGGGUAUGGAGAUAUCAGACAGAAAAAUAAUUGAAGGAGCUUUUACUGUUGGAGACUUGCCAGUACUUUUUACUACUAGCACCUUAGCUAUGGGAGUCAAUCUACCUGCACACCUGGUGGUUAUAAAAUCCACAAUGCAUUAUGUUGGAGGAGUGUUCCAAGAGUACAGUGAAACCGAUAUUCUGCAAAUGAUUGGGAGAGCUGGAAGGCCUCAGUUUGACACUACAGCUACAGCAGUUAUUAUGACUCGUUGCAGUACCAGGGAGAGAUAUAUACAGAUGUUAAAUGGUGCUGAUGUAAUAGAGAGCAGCUUGCACAGGCACCUUGUUGAACACUUAAAUGCAGAAAUAGUGCUGCACACUGUCACGGAUGUCAGUGUAGCUUUGGAAUGGAUACGAUCAACAUUCUUGUACAUUAGAGCCUUAAAAAAUCCAACUUAUUAUGGUUUUUCAUCUGGAUUAGAUAAAAUUGGAAUUGAAGCAAAAUUGCAAGAACUCUGUCUGAAGAACUUAAAUGAUUUAUCAUCUUUUGAUUUGAUCAGGAUGGAUGAAGCAAAUAAUUUCAAACCAACAGAGACUGGAAGACUAAUGGCGUGGUAUUACAUUGCAUUUGACACAGUGAAGCAGUUUUUCAUAGUUAAGGGAACUGAGACUUUAAAUGAAUUGAUUACGAUGAUCUCGAACUGCACAGAAUUUGUGGAUGUGAAGUUAAGAACAAAUGAAAAGAAAAUAUUGAACACUUUGAAUAAAGACAAAGACAAAAUAACUAUCAGGUUUCCAAUGGAGGGGAAGAUAAAAACAAGAGAAAUGAAAGUAAACUGUCUCAUUCAGGCUCAGCUGGGAUGUAUUCCUAUUCAAGACUUUACUUUGACACAAGAUACUGGCAGAAUAUUUAGAAAUGGCUUGAGAGUUACUAGAUGGCUAUCUGACUUUCUGGCAUCAUCUAAGAACAACUUCUCUGCUUUAUUAAACUCUUUGAUUUUAGCAAAGUGUUUCAGGUGCAGACUUUGGGAAAAUUCACUUCAUGUGUCUAAACAAUUGGAAAAAAUUGGUGUAUCACUGUCAAAUGCUAUGGUAAAUGCUGGGCUGACAUCAUUUAAAAAAAUUGAAGACAUAAAUGCAAGGGAGCUUGAAUUGAUUUUAAACAGACAUCCUCCUUUUGGAAACCAGAUAAAAGAGUCUGUUUUGCACCUUCCAAAAUAUGAACUUGAAAUUGAACAGCUUCCCAAAUACAGUGACACAUUGGCUGAAAUCUUAGUAACCGUCAAAUUAACAAACUAUGAGCAGCUACAGACAAAGAGAACAGCACCAGACUUUCACUAUGUUACGUUGGUCGUAGGAGAUGCUGACAACCAAGUCAUUUUUAAUCAGAAAAUUAUGGAUUCUGUGCUGCUGAAAACUGGAAAUUGGAUGAAGAAAAUUGAAGUUAAAAGAGCUCUUAAAUCAGAAGACAUUAGUAUAAAUUUAAUUAGUUCUGAUUAUGUUGGCCUGGACAUACAGCAAGCAUAUACAGCCUUCUACUUGACACCAAAACCAGAGGGACGUAAGGUGGUUACAAAUCAAAAAUUGAAAGCUGCAUCUACACUUGAUGUAUGUUAUGGCUCACCCCAAAGCCUGCCGGCAGCAAAAGUAGAUACAGGAGGCAAAUCUAAACAGGAGAUUGAUUACAAGAAGUAUGGAAACAGAGAAUGCAACCACCGCUGUAAAAAUAAAGAUGUGUGUGGGCAUGACUGUUGUAAAACUGGAGUACCUCCAAAGUCACAGAUGAAUGGAGACACAAAGUUUUCUUUGUACCUAGCUGAUUUAAGGAGCAGGAAUUCAGUUUCAUCUGUACCCCCAGUAAAAAGGCUAAAGAUGCAGAUGUUAAACCAAGCUGAAAAUGUGGAUCUCAAACAAUUUGUUUUUACACCUAGGUCUUUAUUGCCAGCCUUGCCAAGGUCUAGCAAUAAACUGUCAUCUGUAUCACCUUCAGUGGACCAGACAGAUAAUAUGAAUACCUUAGAAGUAUCUCAGAAACAACAGCAAUCCUGGAAUUGUGUAAAUAGUAAUACAAGCACAUACUGUUUUUCAGAUGAUUUGAAUGUGGACUUUGACCUGAGAGAUGAUAUUUGGGAUGAUAUUGAUGAUGAGAAAUUGGUAUUUGCUAGUAAUUUUGUCAGUAGAGAAUUAGAACAUGGAAAUACCUGCCUUCAAAUUCCAGAUGAAUGUCACCCUCUCUGCCAGUAUACAACAAGCAAAGCCACACAUAACAUUUCAAAAGAUUCAUGCACAGUACAAGAUGACACCAGUAUUCACAACUCAGAUGCUUCUGUGGUCAAUAGCACAUCAAAAGUGAAUUUAUCUGUCCAGAAUAGAAAUACAUCUUUGUUCAGUUUUCAAGAAAAAAGGCAUUCAAGUCUUUCUCAAGAGCAAAAAAAAGUACAGUGUUCUUCCGUCCCAGAAAUAAUUUCAGACUCUUCUAAAUUCACUAGGAAAGAAGAUUUUUUUAUUUUCACAAAAGAACAAGAAAAAGAAGUAGAUCCUAGAUAUCUUCUUGAUGAUGAAUCCAAUGAUGUCAAGCCCUUUCUUGGAAUAUUUGAUGGUAUUUUGUAA